AUGAGGCUCGAACAUGAUGGCGGGUCGCUGGCUGGAGACUCCGAUCGUGAAGAGCUCAAUCGUUUAGGGAAGAAACAAGUGCUCAGGGCAUUUCUAAUAAAUAACCAGAGAGGCUUCCGCUUUCUCUCUAUCCUAGGCUUCAGCUGUGCUGUCCUCAUCACUUGGGAGGCUUCGCUAGUCCUGUUCCUUACGGGUCUUCGAAAUGGCGGCCAUGCAGGCAUCAUAUAUGGCUACAUAGUGAUAUGGGUCGGAAACCUGGCUGUCUUCACAACCCUUUCUGAGCUCGUCUCCAUGGCUCCUACCUCUGGCGGACAGUACCAUUGGGUCGCGAUGCUGGCUCCAAAGUCAAUGGCGAAAUUUCUCAGUUACAUUACCGGCUGGUUGACCGUGGCUGGAUGGCAGGCCGGUUUCGCCUCUGCUUGCUUCUUGACCGGCUCCAUGAUCCAGGGACUCAUUAUAUUUACGAACCCGUCUUAUUCACCUAGCUCCUGGCAUACCACUCUGCUUCUCUGCGCCGUAGCGUUGUACUGCGUCUUUGUCAAUGUUGUGACCAGCAGGUUAUUGCCUGCGUUUGAAAAGAUAGCAUUGGCUCUCCAUGUUCUCGGAUUUUUAGCAGUUUUGAUACCGCUGGUUACAUUUGGAGAAAAGAAUGAUGCAAAUCUCGUAUUCAAAAAUUUCAUCAACGAGGGAAAUUGGUCCAGUCAGGGUGUCUCCUUUUUGGUCGGGUUGAUUGGAAAUGCAUUCGCUUUUUUGGGUCAGUUCACAGUCCUCGGCCUUUUUCUGAUGUAUCCUAUUUUUUUUUGGCUAACUAUAUUGAUAGGACUUGAUGGUGCAUAUCAUAUGUCAGAGGAGAUCCAAAAUCCAUCCAUUACGGUUCCGCGCUCUAUUAUCCUUACUCUCGUUAUUAAUGGGAGCCUCGGAUUAUCAAUGCUCAUUGCGACUCUAUUCAGCAUAGUCGACCUGUCCGCUUCUAUAGAGUCACCAACUGGUCUCCCGUUCAUUGAGAUCUUCCGGCAAUCCACGGGUUCAAUUGCUGGUUCUGCUACAAUGGCGUCAGUCAUCGUUACGUUAGCAUUGUUUGCAAACUGUAACUACCUGGCUUCGACAUCCCGUAUGACCUGGUCGUUUGCAAGAGAUCGCGGCCUGCCAGGCUGGAAAUCAUUGACUAAGGUUGAGAAACGCACCGAAGUACCGUUGAUGUCAAUUCUCGUCACCGCUACCAUAACUAUCCUUCUCUCUCUCAUAGUUAUUGGUUCAACGACGGCUUUCAAUAUCAUUGUGUCUUUGACGGUUGCUUGCUUAUAUCUCAGUUAUUUGCUGGCCACGAGCAUGCUACUGUACCACCGAUGCGUAGGAAACGUCUCAUAUCCUUCUAGUAACACGGGAAUGGGCCAAACCCUUGCCAAUACUACCGGCGCCCGUCUUAUUUGGGGCCCAUGGCAUCUCCGUGGUGCCAUGGGGAUUGCAACAAAUAUAUUUGGAGUCAUAUACCUGACGGUAAUCCUGAUAUUCAGCUUCUUCCCUGCUGAUGCUUCUCCGACGGCAGAAGGCAUGAAUUACAGCGUCGCCAUUUGGUCGUUCGUGAUUGUGUUUAGUAUUGUAUAUUACCUUGCAUAUGCGCGGAGAGUGUACGAUGGACCAGUAGUGGAAAUUGAUACCACGCCGUCUAUUGAGCCCGCUCUCAAACAGUGA
Molecule: messenger RNA, 1692 nt
Organism: Trichophyton verrucosum HKI 0517
Lineage: Eukaryota; Fungi; Ascomycota; Eurotiomycetes; Onygenales; Arthrodermataceae
Exons: 4
Coding region: 1-1692 (563 amino acids)
Biological process (GO): transmembrane transport
Cellular component (GO): membrane
Molecular function (GO): transmembrane transporter activity
Source: RefSeq, a predicted model, not a curated record